UUUUCUUUUUCACACUUACAGAUCAUAAUGUCCAACCACAAACGUAGUCGCUCGCCUUCUAUUGAAUCAGACACAUUAAAGCGUGUUCGUGUUGAUAACAAUAAUAACGAAAGUUUACUAGCAGAGUUAUCGCAAGUGUUAAACACAAUAAAGUCAACGCCUUCCUCAGGUGAAAUCUCUGCAGAGGUCAUGGAGACCUUCAAGAUCUUGUUGUUAGAGAUCGAUCACUUGUCUGCAGAUAACGCAGAAGCAAGGCGAGUCAAACAAGAGAGCGAGCUCUGUUUGGAAUCCUGGUUUGACGACUUACUUGCUCAGUGUGAAGCAGACGGCGAACUUAAUCUAGAAGAUUUUUGCCAGAGUGAUGAGGAAGAAGCAAUCGCCUUUGCUAUCUCUCAAGAACAACAGCAAGACGAAGGAGAUGACGAGGAAGAAGAAAUCAUUAUUGUUGAUGAUGAUGGCUCGGAGCCUCUUGCUGUCUUAUAAUACAUACCUGUAAGUAAGCCAGUCAAAUAGUAACAAAAUAUUCAUGACUGGUAACACUAGAGUAUAUAGAACAAAAAAGAUUUCAAAAGAACAAAGAGGAUUACCACUACUAUCAUUACUACCAUUUCUUCCCCCUCUUCUCUCUUCAGUACAUAUAUCUUAUUGUUUGUAAUAUUGUUUCUCUGUCUUUUGUGCUUGUAAGUCAACCAAUCGUUUAUUGGCACACAAUAAACGAAAUGCAAAUCAUAUUUUCUAGUCAAAAAAAGUUUCACAUGGGGGGAAGAUCAUCAAGCAUCAAUCAUCAUCAUCAUCUUCAGCAGCGGAAAUUGAUUUUUAUUUCAGGACCCAUUUUUCCAAGCAGAAAGAAAAGAGUUUUUUAUGUAGGGUAAGUAGCAUUAUAUAGAAUAA
Messenger RNA from Gilbertella persicaria, 891 nucleotides. RefSeq lists its product as uncharacterized. The transcript has a single exon. Lineage: Eukaryota; Fungi; Mucoromycota; Mucoromycetes; Mucorales; Choanephoraceae. The coding region runs from base 28 to 483 and encodes 151 amino acids. The record is from RefSeq and is a predicted model, not a curated record.